GGUCUAAUACUGUAUUAUCUGGUCUGUAAUGGUUUGCCUGACGUUAACUUACAAUGCACAGCUUUCUAGGAGUAAAUUCAGCAGUACUUUGCCUGGGCAUUUUAUGCUGUAGUUCAUCGUUUAGCAGUGCCGACCCGGCGCCUAAAGACCCAGUGGACUGUUCACUGUCUGAGUGGUCUUCAUGGACUCGUUGUGACCCCUGCCUAAAAAAAAGGUUUCGCUAUGCCACACUGAUCCAGCCAUCUGAGUUUGGAGGAGAACCGUGUCAAAAUAAUGGUCGAGAGGAGGAAUCGUGUACAGCUCCAGCUCGAUUCGCCUGCCAGAAGUCCACUGCUGUCUGCCAGGGCUUCCGUUGCACGGUCACAGGCCGCUGUGUGCUGGAGAAUCUGCGCUGUAAUGGAGAUGAUGACUGUGGAGACGGAUCUGAUGAACAGGACUGUAAGAAAGUCUACAAAGCUUGUAAUCAGCCCACAGAGGAGUAUUACGGCAUCGAGAAUCUUGCCAAAGGGUUCAACAUUUUGAAUGGUAAAAUGGAAGCUGUGGUACUUGACAACCGAUAUUACGCUGGCGGCUGCCUGCCUCAUUUUAUCCAGGACGUCCGCUUUAGGAAGCCAUAUAAUUUACAACAGUACACAAUAGAGACGAAGGGCUCGUAUGAUUUCAACAUGAAGGAAUAUGAUUCCUACAGUGAAUACUUCAAGAGCGAAAGUCAUGCAACUUUGUCCAAAACCAGUGUGUCUAUUGGAUUUGCUUACCCCAAUGCCUUUGACUUCAGCUUUGCCUAUAAUGACCACAAAUACAAGCGCUCAGUCAAGAAGAUGCGCACAUAUUCAGGGACGAAAAACAAGUUCAUCCGUGCUCACUCUGAGCUCGAGGUCGCUCGCUACGCUUUAAAACCACAAAACCUGAUGCUACACCCUGAGUUUGUGUCCCGACUGCAGGCGCUGCCGCUGGAGUACUCAUACGGAGAAUACCGGCAGAUCUACCAAGACUACGGCACACAUUUCAUCAAGGAAGCAACUCUGGGUGGAGAAUUUGAGUACACUGUUAUCCUCAAUGACGAGAAGUUCGAGAAAUCUGGCUACUCGCUUGACGAAACCAAGAAAUGUGUGCAGGCUGGGCUUAAAGCUGGAGUCCAAGUUAAAAAGAUCUAUGUGGGACUAGGACUUUCAGGUGGAAGCUGUGAAGGCCUGCUGAAAGAGAUCGGAGAUUCCACUAAGGAGAGGGAUAUGGUGGAAGAUGUGUUUAUUGUGGUCAAAGGGGGCGACAGUGAGACCGUCUCCCGUCUGGCGGCGAAACAGCUGCCGACUCCAGACAUCAUGCAGAUGUGGGGAGAAGCCGUCUUCUACAAUCCAGAGUUUAUAAGCAAGAAGAUCGAACCGAUUUAUGAGCUGGUGCCACCACGAGACGCAAACGCAAACAUCCUAAAGAGAAACCUGAGGAGAGCUCUGUCAGAGUACCUGAGUGAAAGCAGCGCCUGCCGAUGCUCACCGUGUCUUAAUAACGGCCUGGCGGUGCUCAAGGGCACAAGAUGUACUUGUGUUUGUCCAGCGGGUGUUAAAGGAGUGAGCUGUGAGAUAACUCAAAGAAAAGGUUUGGCAAUAGAUGGAAACUGGAGCUGCUGGUCUUCAUGGUCGAGCUGCUCAGGAAAGAUCCAACAUCGCACCCGUCAGUGUAACAAUCCAGCCCCACACAACGGUGGAGUAACAUGUGCUGGAGCUCAGGAGGAGUCAGCGGAUUGUGUCUAAAGUGUGUUAUUUACUAGGUAGAAACUGAUUACAUUGUGUCCUAACACAGUUGAAGUCA
Danio aesculapii is the source of this 1806-nucleotide messenger RNA. RefSeq names its product complement component 8, beta polypeptide (gene c8b). NCBI's taxonomy places the organism in Eukaryota, Metazoa, Chordata, Actinopteri, Cypriniformes, Danionidae. Gene Ontology annotation, biological process: immune response. Gene Ontology annotation, molecular function: protein binding. The transcript is spliced from 12 exons. The record is from RefSeq and is a predicted model, not a curated record. Bases 54 to 1748 code for a protein of 564 amino acids. Gene Ontology annotation, cellular component: membrane attack complex.